AUGGACUUUGAGGUCUCCCUCGAGAACGAGCAGCAAUUCUGGGACGAGAUACAAGAGAUUGUUUCCUCCCCUUGCUCCUCGGAAGAUCAUAUUGAUAAUGCGCUGAGGUCUUAUUUGAGUCUGGCGACCAAAUACAAAGAUGAAUACCUUCAAUCCGAGUUAGAUGUUACGAGGUGCUCGUAUAAAUUGCUUGCGUCGAAUAUCUUUGUCGCUCAUACGGAUUAUGUGCGGAGACAGAUGGUCUAUGGGUUGUUGCAGGAUGACGACCCUGCGACUCUUCACCUCAUCGUAUCGUUCUUGCUCUUUGACGGUCGACAGCAUGACGUGGCGUUUCGGAUGAUGAAUGAGGAGGGCUUGUUCCCCAGGUUGUUGGAGCUGCUGCAGGCGCGGAAUCGGAAGGAGGAAGAGGAGGUCCCUGCGGGGUUGCAUCGAUUGCUGAUGGAUUUGAUGUAUGAGAUGUCGAGGAUUCAGAGGGUCAAGAUUGAGGAUUUGGUUCUCGUGGAUGAUGAAUUCGUCAAGGGCCUCUUUGAUAUCAUUGAGGAUCUGUCGUACGAUGUUAAUGAUCCUUAUCAUUAUCCGGUUAUUCGGGUGUUGCUGGUCUUGAACGAGCAGUUCAUGAUUUCCGCGCAUGAUCCGGUCGAUGAGAAUACGUCCAAUGGCUUGACGAACAAGAUUAUCAAGAUCUUGGCCAUGCACGGCAACCUGUACAAGACUUUUGGGGAGAAUAUUAUUCUUCUGAUUAAUCGUGAAGCCGAGACAUCGCUCCAGCUUCUGACGCUCAAGCUCUUAUACCUCAUAUUCACUACCCCGACCACCUACGAAUACUUUUUUACCAAUGAUCUUCACGUGCUAGUCGACAUCCUCAUUCGGAACCUUCUGGACCUGCCUGAAGAGGCGUCCGCUCUCCGACACACAUAUUUGCGUGUUCUCUACCCACUACUGGCACAUACACAACUGAAAUAUCCACCCUUCUAUAAGCGGGAGGAGCUCAGGCGGGUGCUUAGACUGCUUGUUCACGGUCAGCUCUCCGAGAGUGGGCCUGACCGGGAGAAGAUAAUGCACUUCGACGACGUGGAUGAGACAACACGAAGGCUGGUUCUUCGAUGCGCAGCUGUUGAAUGGCUUCGAGACCCCGAACCAGAAAAGCCAUUUCACGAUGAAGAUACCACGCCUACGGAUAGUGUACCUCCUGAUGCUGAGUUCGGGGAACCACUGGAAUCCUCUCGGACUCUUUCACCCACAAGCACGGUCGACAGCUCUCCUGAGAACAUGUCGCCCACCAGACUGGAUGGUCCAGACUCCAGCGCGUCAAGCAUGGCUGCGCAUCACAGACUCAACCAAGCGCAACGAAUCGGCAUGCACCUUGAGCACGCAUCAUCCUCCAGCCUCAGCGUCCAAGAAGUAGCAUCCCAGCAUGUGAAGCCUGGCAUCAUAACACCCAGCCGCAACGAUGCCCGCGCUGCCAUCGAUAGCCCAACGAGUCCAUCAAAGCUGCUGGGCAAGCCCAAAGUCAAGCCUCUGCCUCCGAGACAAAGACGUUGGCGUGGCCGGCGCGACGACGAGCACGGACAAACUGACAAGAUCCCCGAAGACGCCGAAUCUCAACAUACAAGCCCACUCAUUCCACCAGCAACCCUCGUCACCGCCAACAGCGCCAGCGAGCGCACAAAUUCCACCGGCAUCGUCCCACCCCCCGUCCCCAGUCACUCACGCCGUUCAGCCUCCAACCCACCUCCGGCUGUCCCUCCACCCCGACGCUCAACAGUUCCCCACCUCCACGCAGGCCAUGGAGGAGUAGGUCACCUUCCUGUCCCAGUCACGAGCCACUGCACUCCGCUUGCCAGUCCUUCUCGACUUGCACAGCAACAACAGCAACAGCAUCACCACAGCGUCAGCAGCACCAGCACACUCACCACCGCACCAUCACCUACCCCGCCGGCCGCCACCCCUGUUACUCAGAAACACACGCAGAAACCCGAACCCCCUAAAACUCGUCGUCGCGGCCGCACAAGGACCGGCCAGGCUGACUUGACUUAUAAACCCCCUCCCGUGCCGGAUUUACCGGCGGAGCAUCUGCAGAAUGGCCAGCAGCAUAGCCACACAGAUAGCGAACCCAAGACCAACGCCACCGUGAGUGUUGAGGAAGCGGUGCAGAACGUCAGUCUUGAGUAG
Molecule: messenger RNA, 2172 nt
Organism: Aspergillus tubingensis
Lineage: Eukaryota; Fungi; Ascomycota; Eurotiomycetes; Eurotiales; Aspergillaceae
Product: protein dip1
Exons: 6
Coding region: 1-2172 (723 amino acids)
Biological process (GO): actin cortical patch localization; actin cortical patch assembly; endocytosis
Cellular component (GO): actin cortical patch
Molecular function (GO): Arp2/3 complex binding
Source: RefSeq, a predicted model, not a curated record